Messenger RNA from Striga hermonthica, 1362 nucleotides. The record is from the annotation of a GenBank genome assembly. Lineage: Eukaryota; Viridiplantae; Streptophyta; Magnoliopsida; Lamiales; Orobanchaceae.
AUGGCCUACACGAUGACGUCAUUCACCGAUCUCCUCGAAGCCAGCCAUGAUCAAGAAUCAGAAAAACAAGAGAAAACCUCGUUUAAUUGGGACAAAAACAUUGAGAUUCCCAAAUACAAAUCAUUUUCACCUUCUUUUCUGCCUUUGUCCCCUCCACCAAUCUCUCCUUCUUCUUACCUCUCAUUUCCACCUGGCUUGAGCCCCUCUCUUCUUCUUGAUUCCCCUGUUCUUUUUUCAUCAUCCAAUGUACUUCCAUCUCCGACCACCGGAGCUUUUGCCGGGCUAUCGUCCAACGUGACCACCGACGUUAAAUAUUCCGACUUUUCUUUCCAGUCCCAAACACGGCCUUCGGAUUCUUGCUUUUCGUCUUCUGCAGGAAUGAACUCAUCAAUGGACUCAUAUUUCAGAAGCCAACAAGAAAACGAGCAAUCUAAUCCCCCGAACAAGCCGAAAACCGAGCAGCGGCUCGUAGUCCACGGCUCCCAGCCGCCGGCAUAUGCUCGGGAGCAGAAAAAAUCGGAUGACGGCUACAACUGGCGGAAGUACGGUCAGAAACAGGUCAAAGGUAGCGAAAACCCUCGAAGCUACUACAAAUGUACCUAUCCGAACUGCCCGACCAAGAAAAAAGUCGAACGUGACUUAGAUGGGCACGUGACCGAGAUUGUGUACAAGGGGAGCCACAAUCACCCAAAGCCCCAACCGGGCAGGAAACAAUCAUCAUCCUCCGGGUCGUUCGAUAAUGCCCACGUGGCAGCCACGACUGAAUGCUCGUCGGCCUCGUUCGGAGGAGAAGAUGAUUUCGAGCAAGGCUCGUCUAUAAGCAACUCGAGAGGCGAAGAUGAAACCGAGCAUAUAGCUAAGAGAUGGAAGGGAGAUGACGAGAAUGAGGGCGUGUCGGCUUACGGGAGUCGAGCGGUUAGGGAGCCGAGAAUCGUGGUUCAGACAAUGAGCGAAAUCGACAUUCUUGAUGACGGUUACCGUUGGAGGAAAUACGGUCAGAAGGUCGUUAAGGGCAACCCGAAUCCUAGGAGCUACUACAAGUGCACAUUCCCCAACUGCCCGGUUAGGAAGCACGUGGAACGAGCGUGCCACGACUUAAGGGCCGUCAUCACAACUUACGAAGGCAAACACAAUCAUGAUGUCCCUGCCGCUAGAGGUAGCGGCGGCUAUGGAAUGGGCCGGGCCCUGCCGGUGACAAACACAGCGGUAAGGCCCACAGUCGUUAACGGGUCGGAUUUUCCGAGGCUGCAGAUGUUAAGGGACCAGAGGCCUUGCACUCUUGAGAUGCUCCCGGGCUUUGGAAACCCGGCCAAGCAAGAGCCGAAGGAUGAACUGUUUUUCGAGUCCUUUUUGAACUGCUGA